AUGAAGAUGAUGCUAGUCCUGAUCAGUUGUGUCUGCUCACUGUUGACUUCCGCUGCUGCGCGCGCACCGGAGACGACGUUUUUGGCAUAUGAACAGCUCAGGCGGGACGUGCUGAAUCGGACAACCGUUGUGAACCAGAUCCCUGCCGGGUUCAUGAACACAACAGGUCGCCCCUACCCGAUGUCCAUCGGGCUUUUACCCAUUGACGUCAUCGAAGUCGAUGACAUUAAGCAGUUUCUGACCGUUGUCGUCUACAUAAACCUGACCUGGGCCGAACCCACCUUGCAAUGGACACCAGCUGACCACGAGGACAUAGACACCUUGUACCUGCCCAGCAACCUCCUGUGGACGCCGGAAAUCACCGUCGCCAUCGGAGACACCCAGACCCUCAAUCUGGAACUGGACGACACGCUGAUAGUCAGCUCCAGUGGUACGGUAUCCUCCCAGCGCCAGCAGUACCUGACCUUCCGGUGUGAGAUCAACUUCCUUAAAUACCCCUUCGACUCACAGGCCUGCUACAUCGGGUUUUAUCCCAGUAAAACGCACCCCAGUCCGUACUUUACCAUCACGACACUCCCAUUGAACUUUAAGCGCCUGUACAAUGUGCCAGGAGAAUGGGAACUUGUCGACUACGGUCAUGAAAUGGUCGACACGAACUCAUCCCUCCCUCUCACCGUGUACCCUCGGUACAACUUCAUCCUACGGCGUCGGUAUCUCUACUACGUCAUCACCAUCAUCUUCCCCCUGGUACUGACCUCCCUCAUGAUACCCCUGGUCUUUCUCAUCCCGACCCGGACGGGGGAGAAAAUUUCAUACCUGGUGGCUAUUUUUACAUCGACGGCCAUCUUUCUCAACUUUAUCAGUGUGGUCAUGCCGAGAGGACUGACCUCUCUACCCUACCUGGCCGUUCUGCUGGUUGAGGUCAUGUUUGAAGGACUGGCCGCCAUUUUCGCUGCGCUGGCUGUGGUCACCAAGUUUGAUGAAGAGGAGCACCACUACAAAGAGAAGAAACUCACUAGCACGCUGCAAGCAGUGAAAGUAAGGAAAGUAGACGUCGCACCACUGGGACUUCCCAAAAAAACACCAGAUGAACACAACUCAGACAAAGUCACAACAAAAAACAAACGACCGACCCUCACAUCUAGACAACUGGAUCGGGUUUUCCUCUACGUGUUCUUUGGCGUGCAACUUGUGUUUUUAGCUUGCUUGUUUGGUUGCACAGGCUGGAUUUGA
This is a messenger RNA of Physella acuta, 1233 nucleotides long. Its product is annotated as neuronal acetylcholine receptor subunit beta-3. Gene Ontology annotation, molecular function: extracellular ligand-gated monoatomic ion channel activity; transmembrane signaling receptor activity. The record is from RefSeq and is a predicted model, not a curated record. Gene Ontology annotation, biological process: monoatomic ion transmembrane transport. Gene Ontology annotation, cellular component: membrane. Lineage: Eukaryota; Metazoa; Mollusca; Gastropoda; Physidae.